CACAAUCUACCCAAGGAAAAGGUUUGCGCGAGUCUUCAGUUUAAUUUGUUUGUUUUUUUUACUGUUUCUGUGUGUAGUACUUCAACUUACUCUCCUUAUAGCUAGCAUUCAGAAAUGGCUGACAGCUAUUCCCGUACGGAGGGCUCUGUGGUACUCCAAGUGGGUGCUUUGGAGCUGCUUGCCAGAUACUCCAUGAAUACGACCAGGGUGACCAGCGUGUUGUCCUCUCUACACGAGUUCAGAGCUGUGGAGGCAGAGCAGACGGGCGGGAAACAGUGGAAUUGGAAAUAUCUUAGGGACCAAUUUGAACAAAAAGACUUAGAAGGUUUAUAUAGAAAAUACGAUGAUACAUUAAGAGAAAGUUUAGUUUACAUCUACAUCACUUUAUUAGUAUUAUUUUCUACAAUUCAUAUUGUGUUAGUCAUUAUCGGAUCAUACACAGAGUUUCAGGAAAUCCAAUCACCGUCUACGUAUCUGGCAAUGGGAAUGUACGUUUUAAGGAUAGCAGUGCCCAUAAUGUUGCUAUGGAAAUGUUUCUACGACCCGCUGAAAAAGAAAUGGUUUUGGAUGCCCAUAUUUAUCACAUUCGUAAUAACCAUUGACUUAGUUGUCACAGAUAUCACUAUACCUAUAUUCAGUUACUUCGAAGGCACUUCUUUGCGACCAGCUUACGCCACAAUGGCACUGUUGUCCGUCUACAUUUUCUUGCCGAUGAGAAAUAACUUCUUGGCCAUCAUUCUCGGUUGUCUCAUCAGCACAGUUUACAUCACAAUCAUCGCUUUCUUCACAUACAAAGAGGAUCACACAUAUAUCGAAGCCGUGAUUUCGUCUGAUAUAAUGUACCACAUCGGUGUCAACUUCAUGGGCAUAUACUUCAGACUGAUGAACGAAAUUGUCACACGGCGUUCAUUUCUUGACAGAAGAGCUUGCGUUGAGAGUACAUUGCGGUUGAAAUUCGUAAAGGACCAAGAGGAACGACUCAUGUUAAGUAUACUUCCGGAACACAUAGUAUCGAAAGUGAGAGAUGAUAUAAGAGACCUGUUUCUUGGACUGGGAUCGCGCGUCAGCUACAAUUUGAGAUCAUUCAACCAGUUGUACAUAGAAGAACACGACAACGUUAGCAUUUUGUAUGCUGAUGUGGUAAACUACACCAUGGUAUCUACCACAUUAUCCCCUAUGAGGAUGGUAGAACUUCUCAAUGAGCUCUUCGGAAGAUUUGACGAGGCGUCGGAGGAAUAUGACGUGCUCCGGAUAAAAUUUUUGGGUGAUUGUUACUACUGCGCCAGUGGAAUCCCAAAACCUACGUUACUACAUGCUAAAAACUGCGUCGACCUCGGAUUGGAAAUGAUUGGCAUCAUAAAAGACGUCAGGGAUAAACGUGCUCUUAACAUUGAUAUGAGGAUUGGUGUGCACUCUGGGAGAAUACUAAGUGGGCUGAUAGGCAUUAAAAAGUGGCAAUUCGACAUUUGGUCCAAGGACGUUACUAUUGCCAACAAAAUGGAAUCUACCGGCCAAGCUGGAAAAGUGCAUAUAACUAAACAAACUUUGGAACUAAUCUACGAUUAUGCCAGAGAAUAUUUCAUUGAGCCAAACUAUGCUAGCCAAAAUGAUCCGUUUGUUAUGAAAAACAAACUGGAGACGUAUCUUGUUUCGAGACUCACAAAGAUUGUUGAAUACAGACGACCUUCGUUUAAAAAACCAUCUGUAGGAUUCAACAAAAUCAUCACUAAGAGACGUUUCGAUGGCAGAAGUUCAGCAGCUACAGUCAGAAGAACUACUACGUUUAUGGAUGAAAAUCUGGUCGAAUAUCAGCUAAUGUUGAAGGCAGCAAACGCACAAAUGUCGAAAGAAAUUGACGACAUGAACAAAGGAAAUGAUCAGUUCCGGAGAGUAUCCAGUUUGAAUUGUAUCACAAUGAUGUACAAAAACAUGAAAACAGAAAAAGCAUUUUUAUUAUUGCCAGAUCCAUUAUUCAAAUAUUAUAUUUCGUGUUGCCUGAUAAUAUCCUCUCUAAUACUGCUUAUAAAUGGGUUAACCACAAAUUGGUUCUACGGAUUCAAGUGGUAUACAUGGACAAUGUUCCUGCUCUUAUUUUUCGUGAUGAUUCUUCUUCAGCCAAUAACCUGGUUUCAUUUUUUAUGGACAAAAUAUAUGGGUUCAGAUGAACCGCGAAACCAAAUACUGCGUAAAAUAUACGAUACAUCUGCGAACAUUAUUAAAUCUGCUAAAAUACGAACUGCUAUCUAUUUAACCAUCAGUGUAGGGUUAGCUGCAACAUCAAUGGUCAACGUAAUCGGUUGUACUGAAGAAGAAAUAAGCAACACUGGUUCUGCGAAAGUUAUUUCAAACUGCAUAUCUUCAUGGCAUGUUACGCAAUGCUGGGGACUAGCUCUGUUGCUGAACUUUCUCUUCAGUAGAGUAUUCUUUAUUUUUAAAUGGAUCGUUGCUGGUGGCAUGACCUUGUUCUAUUUAUGGGUUGUUUGGGAAAUCAAGUCUUCACUAUUUAAAAUCGAUGCUACUUGGAACGUCGGCUUGGACCCUCGAUUUGCGCAUACUUUAUUUGUUAUCAUUAUAACAAUAUCAUUAUACUUAAUUGACCGGACCACAGAGUAUAGGAACAGAUUGGACAACUUAUGGCAGAUACAGUUGAACGAAGAGCAGAAAGAAGCGGAAACUAUGUUAAAAGUGAACAAUAUGCUUUUGGAGAAUAUCCUUCCAGCUCAUGUUGUGCAGGUAUAUUUGAACCUGAACCGUUCUAUCGACGAGCUAUACUAUGAGAAUUAUGACAAUGUAGCUGUGAUGUUUGCAUCCUUAACUGACUACAAGCUUGGUAUGGAAGACGACGCCGACAUGAGUGAUAAGUUUGUGCUAAGCAUUUUAGAUGAAGUCAUAUCUGAUUUUGACAGGUUACUUAUAACUGGAUCUUCAAUUCACAAAGUGGAAAAAAUCAAAGUUGCUGGAUGGACGUACAUGGCAGCCUGUGGUUUAGACCCCUGCAGGAGGGAUUCUAUUAACUCUGCUUCAAAUACAUCCAUUUAUGAAGGGCAGAAUAGUCCUUACGAUAAGGCAAUUGUAUUGACAAUGGUAGAAUUUGCUGCAGCAAUGAUGAUGCAGCUGAAAAAUUUCAAUAGAGGGUCUUUCCAAAGCUUCGAGGGACUAAAUUUGAGAAUUGGAAUUUCCAACGGAAAGGUCGCAGCGGGUGUUGUCGGGUCCCUUAAACCGCUAUAUGAUAUAUGGGGUCAUGCGGUUAAUAUGGCUUCCAGAAUGGAUUCCACUGGAGAAACGGGGAAAAUACAAGUUACUGAAAAUACUGCUUUCAUUCUGGAUGAAUGUGGUGUUCUGGCGACAUGUCGCGGCGAAACCUUCGUGAAAGGAGCUGGCUAUAUCAAGACCUACAUGGUUCCACUCGAUGAAAAUUUCAAUCUUAUCAGAAAGGAGGACAGCUUUCAUUACUACAAGAAAGAAGAUAAAAGACGUUACUAUAAUAUACGUGAUAGUAUCGAUGGAAUGUCUGAUACCGCCUCUCUUUAUAGAUCUAAUUCUCUUUAUGAUAAUAUGUCGGUAACAAAUGACAACGUUCAAAGUGAUUUAAACAACAAAUCAUACGAACCAAAUGAUGGUGAUAGUAUCUCAUCGUCAAAUUUUUAUGAUGAAACAAUAACUAAUAAUAAUAUAAAUAAACAUGAUGAUACCAUUGUAAACAAGUCGUACGAACCAACUGAUUCUUUGAGCUUUUCAUCCAGUGAGCUUGACGAAACGGAUACUCGUUGCUAGAAAACUAAAAAAAAUAUCUGGUUUAAUUUUAGACAUUAAUCAAAAUAAAUUUGUCCAAUCAAUCAUUUACUAAUUUAAGUAAUAUUAUCAACCAUUCUAGUCGUUAAGUUUUAAGAGGUAUUAAAGACAUUAAAUGGUUAUGAAAUGUACGUAAAUAUUAGCCUACCCUUAUCUUACAUCGCGAGAUACAUAUAUAUGUGGUUUCACAAAUCACAUCCCUCGAAUGAAUUCCUAUAAUAAUUUAUAAACAACAAAUGUUUACUUGGUCAACUGAUUAUAAUUAACAUAGAAAAAAAUCGUUAUGUCUAACGGGUAACUUUAAUGAAUGAGUGUAAAUUUUAGUAUAAGUAAUCAUGUAUUUCUGUGAUGUUUUUAGAAAUACGAUAAAUAAUAAAUCCUUCUAAUUAAACACCGUUUUUAUUGGUCAUAAAUGAAUAAUCACAAUAAGAAUGUUAACUGACAAAAUCUCAAUUGGCAAUCAUCAAGUUAAUAAAUGAAAAUAUAUUUAUUUCAGUUUGAACAUUUACUUUAAUUUAACCUGUUCUCUGAAAUCUAAAAUUGUAUAAAUGAAAAGUAAAUACUGCAUACGGUAUUACUUAUUCGGAUAUUCGACACGACAAUUUAAAUUUAACAAAUACAGACAAAUUAUUGAAACAUCGUGCAGGUCAGUCCUAAAAAUAAAUAAAAUAAACUACAGACAAAUAGUUUUAUUCAGCUACGCAAAUUACAAAUAGACUUGACUUCAAAAAAAAUAUAUAAAAAAAGUUCAUUUUCUAUCGUAAUGAUCUUAAAUAAAUAAUUGGUCUCCCUUUGGUCGACCGCUGGGAGACCAAUCAUUUAUCUAUGGUAUUGUGUAACUUUAAAACGUCACUUAGGCCGUGUAGUUUCAUUGAUAGGUAGUUUUAACUUUGACUAUAGUUAAAUCCUUUGGGAAAAAAUAACCAUUUGUCAAAUGUGACACUUUCACUAUAUAUGUAUUUAAAUGCGACUAUAGUACUACGUAUCGAUCCUUAGGAACCACAUCCAUAGAUUUUUCUAUCAUUAUAUGACCGUUUUUUUUUCAGCGUAUCCGGCAUUAGUGAGAAAUUAAUGUAUAAAUGACAACUUGUGUUCUUAAGUGACUUCCUAUUAGGCUUCGCCGGAAUACGCACAUACUAGCACUCCUUUACAAUAUUUUGUUUUAUCCCUUUUCCCGCGAAAUCCCAAAAAACUUUUUAAAUUUCAACAAAAUUCCCUAUCGCUUUACAGGCUUGCUUUUAGGUCAUCAAAAAAUCUAAUCCUCACGAUGCCUGUUCACCGCACCAGCUAUUAUGACCAUUCAUUUGCUAUACGAGCUGUUCGGCUUUGGAACUCGUUGCCUACUAAUAUCAGACGUCCUAAAUGUUAGAAUAUAUUCAAAGAGGAGCUCAAACACUUUUAUCUUUCGCAGUGAAUCCGAUUUUACUGUGUAAAAUGUUAUGUAUAUGUAUGUGUGUGUGUGUGUUAAUGAAUGUAUUUUUGAAUUAAAAUACUUAGGUUUCAUGUGAAGUUGUAUGUACACAUGUGACUAUUUACUCCAAGCCAUAUAACACCCCAAACUACAGUUUCUGUAGAACUUUUUGUACUCGCGGUUGUCUGGAAGAAAUCGCUCUUAGCGAUAAGACCGCCAAUUAUAAUACUUUUAUUGAGUUUAUUGUUUGUUAAUGUUCUGUAAUUAUGUAUUUGGUUUUAUAAUAAAGUGUUAAUCUAUCUAUCUAUCUAACUUGUAGUUGUCUUCUUAGUUUCAUAGGCCCUUAGGUUGACUAAUCAACAUUUAGCUGACUAUGAUCAAAAUACGGCCACUGAGAGAAUGCGUUAACCAUAAACUUAAGAUUUCGCUGCGUACUUUGUUCAUGUUGUCAACAUAAGGAAUUGACACGAACAGAUGCGACUUGAUUCUUUCAGCAUACUUGCUAUAGGCUGAAUCCUAGAAAAAAAAAACCGGCCAAGUGCGAGUUGGACUCGCGCACCGAGGGUUCCAUACAAACCUGAAUUUUCAAAAAAAAUGACAUAUGAUGUAACUAAAAAUUUACGGUUUCUGCAAUUUUCCCUUUAUCUGUACGUAUUAUAGAUACGUUACUUCGUACCAAAUUUCAAGAUUCUAAGUUCACGGGAAGUACCCUGUAGGUUUUGAUUCCCGUGCGAGUUUCGAAAAUUUGCGGCAUAAACGGCUGUAUCUUUUGAUU
Messenger RNA from Chilo suppressalis (striped riceborer), 5978 nucleotides. The record is from the annotation of a GenBank genome assembly. NCBI's taxonomy places the organism in Eukaryota, Metazoa, Arthropoda, Insecta, Lepidoptera, Crambidae.